GAAAUAAUGAAGGCAGCGAAGAAAGCUUUGGGAGGGGUUUUAAAUAUUUUUAGCAGUAGCAGUGGCGGUGGUUAAUCAUCAAGAGCUCUCUUUUUGAUGCAGGCGUGGGGAUAAAUGCAGGGCCUUUGCCAUUACUCUUCUCUUUCUCCUUCAAAUACCCCCACCCCUUCCUGUCUCUCUCUCUCUCUCUCCCCAUAUGUACAGUUCUUCAUAGUCUCUCUCUUUCUCUCUCAUCUCUCUCUCCUUCUCUCUGAGGAGGUUGUUUCUGUAGAAGCAUGAAACAGGACAGGGGAUAGCAGUCGCUGGGCAGAAAAGACAGGGGGGUUUGAACGAAUGCCCAAAUUCAAUAAAGGGUCUUCUGGGAAAAGCUUCAAAUGGAGGUCAGAGUUGCAAAAGUGGCCCUAAAUCUGAAAUGGGUAUCUUUCUCUUCCCACUUUUAGUUGGGUCUUUCCCCGUUUCAGAGCUGGGGCAUCUGCAGCUCUGACUAGGGUUUUUACUGCAAGGUUUUGAAUGGGUAUUUAUUAUUCUGAAAUCAAUGUUCGUGCUUAAUUGACUGCUUCUGGGCUGGGCACUCUUUUUUCAACUCUUCUUUGAACUGAUUUUUUCUUUUUCCUUUUUGUUUUUUGGUUUUGUACUUCCCGUGUAAGGUGGUAGUACGACCAAGUUCAGGGUUAGGUUCAGAGAGAGUAGCGGUUACACUAGUGCGAUCUUUGGUACAUAUUUUGGUUCUUAGUUUUGUAUUAAAUUUCUGACCUUUUUUUUUAGCUCAUAAAUUAAGUGGGUCAACUUGAGCUGCGUUGGGUUUAUCUAGCUUUGGACUUGCAUAGCAUAAUUUCUUUGUGCGGAUUGAGCCUUAGAAGGCAUAUCAUAUCAUAUCUCUGCACCCACUGCCGUUCUUGUGAAAUUCAAAUUUCUGCGGGUUGGGUUUGGUUCGGACUUGUUUGUAACCUAGUGGGUUUGGUGAUUUUAUGCUUAUCUGGGGUCUUUGAAUUUGAGCAAAGUUUUGGGCAAUCAGGGUUUCCUUUCUUUUUGUUUUGUUUUGUUUUUUGGGGGAGGGGUGAGGGGGGAAGAGAUAUAUUGUUUGUUGGUUGAUUGCAAGGAUUGUAAUUGAAAAGGCAUCACUUCAGGAUACUCUCGCUUAGCAGGAGAUGGAUUUGGGGGAAAAGGAUAAAUUUGAGGUAGAGAAGAGGAAUGAGGAGAUUUCAAACUACCAUUCACCUAGUUUGUCUUCAGACUGGCGAUUUGGUGGGGUUAAUCUUGCAAAUACAUCAAUGAGUUUGGUUCCUAUGGGCAAUCCCAUAGCAGUUUGCAAGGGAGAUCUGGUUGGUACUUCUUCUUGUUCCUCUGCUUCCAUGAUGGAUUCAUAUUGCCCAACUCCUUGGGACCACCCUACCAGUUCUCAGACCUUAGGUCCUUGUGACAUAAACGUCCAGAUCAAUCCUAGCACUUCAAACACACUGGGAUUCAGAAAAGGAGUUUCUGACUCUUUGAGGGAAGGUAUCGAUAAUAUGGGCUGGAAUCAACUGAAACCGGUUAUCUUCUUGCCAAAUGCCUCUGGAAUGCUUCCUCAGAACUUAUCACAGUUCCCAGCCGAUUCUGCAUUCAUUGAGCGUGCUGCCAGGUUUUCAUGCUUCAAUGGUGGGAAUUUUAGUGAUAUGGUGAACCCUUUUGGGAUUCCUGAAUUAUUGAAUCCUUAUUGUAGGGGUGGUUCAACGAUGCAAGGGCCACCUGAGGUUUUCCCUGGCAAUGCAAUCAAGUCAGUGGCUGGUGCAGAGUCUCAGAAGAAUGAGUUGAGCAUGGCUGAAGGUUCCAAGGAUGUUUCUUUGUCUGUUGAGCAUGGGGUUGCUGAAGGGAGCAGCCCAUUAAAGAACGAGAGAAAAAAUGAAAGUUUUGUGAGGUCUCUUGAUGAAGCAAAGCAGGCAGUUGGAGCGUCUGGUAAUGAAUCUGAUGAAGCUGAAUUUAGUGGUGGAGGUGGUCAGGACGAGACAUCUAUGUUGGAGGGUACAGGUAGGGAACCUCCUUCUGCCAUAGGACUUGGUUCAAAGAAAAGGAAGAGGAGUGGUCAGGGUGCGCUGCAAUCCAGUGACCCAGCGAAGGAUAACACUGAAAUUCAACAGAAAGGAGACCAAAAUCCAACUUCAACCGUCAAUAAGCCUGUUGGAAAACAAAGUAAACAUGCAUCUCAGGCUUCAGAUCAACCUAAGGAAGAAUAUAUCCAUGUUAGAGCACGGAGAGGCCAGGCAACAAACAGCCAUAGCCUUGCAGAAAGAGUAAGAAGGGAAAAGAUCAGUGAAAGGAUGAAAUUUCUUCAAGAUCUUGUGCCUGGUUGCAGCAAGGUCACAGGCAAGGCAGUCAUGCUAGAUGAAAUCAUUAACUAUGUACAAUCACUGCAACGGCAGGUUGAGUUUUUGUCUAUGAAACUUGCCACAGUCAAUCCACGGAUGGAUUUUAACAUUGAAGGGCUUCUUGCAAAAGAUUCACGGGCUGGUCCUUCAUCAACACUGGGCUUUUCCCCAGAUGCUGCAAUGGCAUAUCCUCAACUACAUCCAUCUCAACCAGGAUUGAUCCAAGCUGGCCUUCCUAACAUGGGAACUCCUUCUGAUAUGCUUCGGAGAACCAUAAAUUCCCAAUUGACAGCUAUGAGUGGAGGGUUCAAGGAGCCUGCUACCCAGCCAGCCAACGUGUGGGAGGAUGAACUCCACAAUGUUGUUCAAAUGAGUUUCGGUGCCAGUGCUCCCUCCGACAGCCAAGAUGUAAAUGGGUCUUUGCCACCAAGCCAUAUGAAAGUUGAACUUUGAUCAGCCUUUUAGUUUGUUGUGCCGCUGGCCCUUAUUAUGAGGUUCCCAUUGCAAAAUAUAUUUACGCCAUUUGAAGGCUGAUAUAGAUUAUACCGUUACCAGGUUCCUGCUGUAAAAUCUCCCUGUUAAGUUGUGUUGACAUGAUACUAGCUCGGAGUUGAAGUGAUUCCAGAGCUGAAGAGAGUGAGAUUGCGUUCAGCGACAAGUUACUGGUAGCCUCUUUUUUUCCCCUGUAAACACCAAUCACCUUGUGAAAACCCAUUGUUUGUGGUAAUAGAGUUUGCCCAAAAACCAAAAAGGAAGUGUGUAUAUGAAGGUUCAUCUUUUAAAAGGUGCCAAGGGAGACGCUUACUUGAAGCUCAUAGGUGGUGAAUUUAUGGGAUGCCAACUGGGUCAGAGUUCAAUCUGCAUAGUUGUUAAAAACUUAAAAUUAUGGUGGUGGAUGCUAAAUGUCUUAGAUCAUAUAUUGACAAAAAGGAAAUCUAUCUUGCAAUGGUAUUUUCUUUCAAAA
Messenger RNA from Malania oleifera, 3309 nucleotides. Its product is annotated as transcription factor bHLH49. NCBI's taxonomy places the organism in Eukaryota, Viridiplantae, Streptophyta, Magnoliopsida, Santalales, Ximeniaceae. Gene Ontology annotation, cellular component: nucleus. The record is from RefSeq and is a predicted model, not a curated record. Gene Ontology annotation, molecular function: DNA-binding transcription factor activity; protein dimerization activity. The transcript has 8 exons. Gene Ontology annotation, biological process: regulation of DNA-templated transcription. Bases 1149 to 2798 code for a protein of 549 amino acids.